CCCAAGUUUCAUCGUGUCAUCAUUGAGUCGGGCGCUCCGACAUCCCGCGCUGUUCGCAAUCCCGACGCAGAGAUCCACGAGAUGCAGUUCAAAGACUUCCUGGAAGAAGUUGAAUGCCCUUCAACUCUACCAGAGUCGGAAGUCUUCAGCUUCCUACGCAAACUUCCCAUUUCCACCAUCGCCAAGGCUCAGACCAAGGUAUUCCAGAAGUACAACCCCAGUCUACGUUGGGCGUUCCAACCCGUAAUCGACAACGAGAUCAUCCGCCGCCGUCCAAUCGAUGCAUGGCGGACGGGCAAAUGGUACAAGAUGCCCAUCAUGACCGGGUUUCAAGGGAAUGAAGGCUCGUUGUACGUUAAUAAGAAGAUGUCGACUUCCUCCGAAUUUCUGGAUUUCUGGAAGACUUUGCUGCCGCAGAUGAGCGAUGAGGAUAUUCAGACGAUACACAAGUUGUAUCCUGACCCGACUGAAGUACCAGACUCUAUUUACAAAGAGACGCGGCUCGAGCAUGGUGUCGGCGCUAUGUACAAGCGUAUCGAGGCGGCCUACGCGCAUUACGCAUACGUCGCUCCAGUCCGUCAAACGGCAUUCUUCGCCAGCCAGGAUGCAUCAGUAUAUCUCUAUCACUGGGCAAUGAGACGCGAUAUCGUCGAUGGAGCUCGUCACGCAGAUAAUAUGUUCUAUGAAAUGAGAGACCCAAAGUUCAUUUCGAAGUCCAAGAGCCAGGACGAGCUGUCGGGUAUCUUGCACGCGUACAUCACUAGUUUCAUUUGUACUGGCACUCCGAACGCGCUUGGCGGCUCGUAUGCGAACAGGACGGAGUGGAAGAGCUAUGAUAGAGCUGAUCCGAAGGUGAUGGUCUUUGGAAGGGAUAAUGAGGAGUUAAUUGGUGGGCAGACCAUUGGUGAGCCGGCUAUCAUGGCUGACGACACGUAUGCGAAGGAGGAGAGUGACUUUUGGUGGUCCAAGGUUGAACUGUCACAGCAGUAA
Molecule: messenger RNA, 990 nt
Organism: Alternaria incomplexa
Lineage: Eukaryota; Fungi; Ascomycota; Dothideomycetes; Pleosporales; Pleosporaceae
Exons: 1
Source: RefSeq, a predicted model, not a curated record